ACUUAGUAGGCCAUCAGAUCUUCAUCAAAGAGUUCACAAUCGAAGGCACACAAAAAUAGCACACCCGAAACUUGUUCAAAUAAAAUUCUAGGAAAUAAAUAAGAAAAAGAAUGGACUCAGAAGAACAUGAGGAGGAAUACACAGAGGACGAAACGAGCGAGGCCAUGUUCUUUCUUCGGGAGCAUGAAUUGCCAAUGUCGGAGCUACUUUAUGCCCUCAAGUAUGUAAGGAUCUUGCAUGGAUCUCGAUCUCAAGCCAAUCAGCCAGUGGUCACCCCGAUGCCCCAGGUGCCGAUUGUGGAGGUGGAACCACCAGCAUUCGACUGGGAGGACAAGGAGAAUCAACCUGUUGUCCGGCAGCCUUGAGGGUUUUAACUACUUUAUAAGUUGUAACUGAUUUUUGUUUACGGCCUUUAGACAGAUAAAAUUCUUAAAAGGAAAAA
This is a messenger RNA of Drosophila ficusphila, 442 nucleotides long. RefSeq lists its product as uncharacterized. NCBI's taxonomy places the organism in Eukaryota, Metazoa, Arthropoda, Insecta, Diptera, Drosophilidae. The transcript is spliced from 2 exons. The record is from RefSeq and is a predicted model, not a curated record. Bases 111 to 365 code for a protein of 84 amino acids.